CCUGUCUGUAGGUGUUACUUAUAUCACAAGGCUACAGGUGCCUUUACUUCCACCGUACACUGGUGUGGGAGCGCCUGCCUUCUCUUGCCCUGAAAGCCUCCUCUUUGGACCUAGUCACCGCUGUCCUCACGCUGAGCAGAGGUGCCUGGUUGAUCAGGCCAUGGGCACCACACCUGUGAUUGCUGCCUCUGACUCGUGUGCGGGCAAGAAGCCCGUGGGCCUGUCCCUCUGACUGUGCGGACCCUCCCUGUGCACACCUGGGUGAUGUUGGACUCAGUGACACACAGUACCUUCCUGCCCAACACGUCCUUCUGUGACCCCCUGAUGUCGUGGACUGAUCUGUUCAGCAAUGAAGAGUAUUACCCUGCAUUUGAGCAUCAGACAGCCUGUGACUCCUACUGGACGUCCGUCCACCCCGAGUACUGGACCAAGCGCCACGUCUGGGAAUGGCUCCAGUUCUGCUGCGACCAGUACAAGCUGGAUGCCAACUGCAUCUCUUUCUGCCACUUCAACGUCAGCGGCCUGCAGCUGUGCAGCAUGACGCAGGAGGAGUUCGUCGAGGCGGCCGGCAUCUGCGGGGAGUACCUCUACUUCAUCCUCCAGAACAUCCGCUCGCAAGGUUACUCCUUCUUCACCGACACCGAGGAGACCAAGGCUGCCAUCAAAGACUAUGCUGAUUCUAAUUGCUUGAAAACAAGUGGCAUCAAAAGCCAAGACUGUCACAGUCAGAGUCGAACGAGCCUCCAAAGUUCUCAUCUAUGGGAAUUUGUGCGAGACCUGCUUCUAUCUCCCGAAGAAAACUGUGGCAUCCUGGAAUGGGAAGAUAGGGAACAAGGUAUUUUUCGGGUGGUAAAAUCAGAAGCCCUGGCAAAGAUGUGGGGACAAAGGAAGAAAAAUGACAGAAUGACGUAUGAAAAGUUGAGCAGAGCCCUGAGGUACUACUACAAAACGGGAAUUUUGGAACGGGUCGACCGAAGGCUAGUGUACAAAUUUGGAAAAAAUGCACACGGGUGGCAGGAAGACAAGCUAUGAUCUGCUCCAGCACCGAGCUCCUCUUACAGAUGUCUUGUCUUCUAGGCCAUCGGAUUGCAAUAGACAUUUGAAAGUCUUUUUUUGCUGUUGUUGUUAACCUGCAAGUGUGCUGAUAAAGUUUCUCCACCUCUCAGCUUCCAUGUGGAUUCAGAGUUGUUGUUGUCUGUUCCCACGGUGACAGCAACCCUUUAAGAAAUUCCUUUUUUUUUUUUUUUUUUUUACCCAAGGGAAGGAAGGAAUGAGCCCGAUCAAACAUCCUUUCCCUAAUCAAGAGUUGCAGAAACACAAUAGCCCGAGCUAUUGGUGCUACUCUGAGCAAAAGGAUCCACCUCUGCCCUUAGAGACUCACCCAGUGCUCCCAUUGGAAAGGCUCAGAAGCUUGAGCCUUUAUUUAACUGCGGCAGCUCGCAAAGGAAAAGUGACUAUUUGGUAGCUAGUAGAGUAGGAGGGGGUGACAGGUGGGUAAGGCAAACAUACUGUAGCUUUUAAAUCGUGCGAGUCAGAUGCCAUAGAAAAAGCGUCUCAAUUAAAUAAGAGAGCGGCUGCAUCGAGCUGGGACAGGAUUGGAUUUAGCAGAGGUGAAUGGUAUGUUUCUGAACCAGAGCGUCGUGUGGGCCACUCAGCAAAACUCCCACGGCCAUCCUAGAGCAACACACUGAAAGUUAGGCACAUAAUUAAUUCCUGCCGAGUUAACGCCCCCUCUUCUCCUCCUGGUGGUGGGGGGCAGCAGAGUUAGUCAGCAGGGACUUGCGCCCCAUUUCCAAAUCACUGCUGUUUCUGAUCCAAGGUGUCAGCACCACAAGGUUGUAGCUUGUUGAUUCUGUGGCCAAGACGUUAAACCUUGGAGCUGGCCCUGUCCUGACACCUCCGUAACGGCCGAUUCCAUUAUAAGGCUCCUUGGCUUUGUCUUCCUGGCAUGUACCCAAAAGCUCUAAGACACAUCUCCUUGGCAAAAGGACGGACAGUGAAUUGAUAGCAGUAAAUGCUGACGGGUUAAGGUCUGCACUGACGUCUUCUCGUGGCUCUCGGGUGGGGUAGGGAAGCCAUCGGUGACCCACGACCAGGUGGCAGGCCCCGAGGACUGCUGCUCCAGCAAAGCUUCCUGCUUCAUGCGACCAGGCACUGAACCACCAUACAGGACAAGGACCUCCGUGCUUAGAGCUUCACUUCAAAUGCAACUUGUUCUAAAAAAUGUGAAUUACUGUAAAAUAAUCUAUUUUUGGAUUCCUGUGUUUUCCAGGUGGAUAUAGUUUAUAAACAAUGUGAAUAAAAUAUUUAACACGUUAAAA
This is a messenger RNA of Canis lupus familiaris (dog), 2321 nucleotides long. It is a transcript of the gene ELF5, whose product is annotated as E74 like ETS transcription factor 5. The transcript is spliced from 8 exons. Gene Ontology annotation, cellular component: nucleus. Bases 265 to 1032 code for a protein of 255 amino acids. Gene Ontology annotation, molecular function: sequence-specific DNA binding; DNA-binding transcription factor activity, RNA polymerase II-specific. Lineage: Eukaryota; Metazoa; Chordata; Mammalia; Carnivora; Canidae. Gene Ontology annotation, biological process: cell differentiation; regulation of transcription by RNA polymerase II. The record is from RefSeq and is a predicted model, not a curated record.